This is a messenger RNA of Didymosphaeria variabile, 747 nucleotides long. RefSeq lists its product as uncharacterized. Lineage: Eukaryota; Fungi; Ascomycota; Dothideomycetes; Pleosporales; Didymosphaeriaceae. The transcript is spliced from 2 exons. The record is from RefSeq and is a predicted model, not a curated record. The coding region runs from base 1 to 747 and encodes 248 amino acids.
AUGCCCGACGGAAACUGCGCUACUAGCAAAAUACUCAUUGAUGUCCUCGUCUAUUAUUAUUUUCUUGCGGCUGGUCGUUUGGAUGGCGUACCUCACCAACACCAGUGUCAAAUCUGUCUAUCUCCAUUCUUUCGCGACAACUUCAGGGCAGCGUGCGCUUGGGUCAAGAACGAAGGCAGAAAGCCACUCACCAAGCUGAAGGAUAUGCCCAAGAUAGUACAGCCACCGUGGUACGGCCAGCAUGAACCGCAUGACUCAGCAGACCGUCAUGCUGGAGGAGAUGAGGGAGCAAACAGCGGUCAAGGCUCUUCCAAACCUCUAGUGGUGGCAGCCAACGCCAACACGACAGAAGCCCCUCCAUCCCAGCUCAAGCCUGCGCGGCGCGAGUUAGACGAAGCUUGCGAUCUCAUAGAAGAAACUAACAAGCGCUUGAAAACGGAGAUUGAGGAGCUGCAGAGUGACAAGCAGCAAUGGGAGGCCACCAAGAAGCGCCUCGAGGAUGACAAGUGGACGCUCAGAAAAGACCUCUGUCGGGAGCGCGAGAGCAUCGGAACGCUCAAGAAAGAGCUGAAGAUUGGAUACGAUGCACGCGUCGCCAUGGAGAAGCGUGCCAUCCAGGCUGAGCAAAAGGUUGUGACUUGCGGGACCCAGCUUGAGAAGGAGAAGGCGAUUACGGUUCGAGCACUGGGGGAAAAGGCGAGGUUGGAGAUCGAGCUGCAGGAUCUGAAGUCGGCGAAGAGAUCUUGA